AUGUUCAUGAUGGCAACAUUAAUAAUAAUAUUACUGAAUAUUAUUAUCAAUAUUGAACAAUCACAACAACAAAAUCCACAAGAAAUUUUUACUAAUUCAUUUCAUAUUAGAUUUCGUCGUAAUGUUGAUCAAUUUGAUGCCCAUCAAAUAGCCAAACGUUAUGGUUUUAUUAAUCUUGGUCCGAUAUUAGGAUCAAAACGUGAAUAUCAUUUUCAACAUCGUGCUAUACCACAUGCACGUACAAAACGUAAUAUUGGUCAUUAUCGUAAACUACGUUCGGAUCAUUUGAUCGAAUCGGCACAACAACAAUUAGGCUUCCGUCGUAUAAAACGUGGCUAUAAAUCAUUAGUAUUAAAUGAAAUUGAAAAUUUACAAUUAGAACAAUAUCCAAAUGAUCCAUUAUUUCAAUAUCAAUGGUAUUUAAAAAAUACUGGACAAAAUGGUGGUAAACCACGUUUAGAUUUAAAUGUUGAAGCUGCAUGGGCACAAGGUAUAACCGGUAAAAAUGUAACAACAGCUAUUAUGGAUGAUGGUGUUGAUUAUAUGCAUCCAGAUCUUAAAGAUAAUUAUAAUGCAAAAGCAAGCUAUGAUUUUAGUAGUAAUGAUCCAUAUCCAUAUCCACGAUAUACUGAUGAUUGGUUUAAUAGUCAUGGUACAAGAUGUGCCGGUGAAGUUGCUGCAAAAAGAGAUAAUGGUAUUUGUGGUGUUGGUGUUGCAUAUGAUUCAAAAGUUGCCGGUAUUCGUAUGUUGGAUCAACCUUAUAUGACCGAUUUGAUUGAAGCAAAUUCAAUGGGACAUGAACCAGAUCUUAUCGAUAUUUAUAGUGCAUCAUGGGGACCAACUGAUGAUGGUAAAACUGUUGAUGGUCCUAGAAAUGCAACAAUGCGUGCAAUUGUUCGUGGUGUUAAUGAGGGUCGACGUGGUUUAGGUAAUAUUUAUGUUUGGGCUUCGGGUGAUGGUGGUGAAGAUGAUGAUUGUAAUUGUGAUGGUUAUGCUGCAUCAAUGUGGACAAUAUCAAUUAAUUCAGCUAUAAAUGAUGGUCAAAAUGCUCAUUAUGAUGAGUCAUGCUCAAGUACAUUAGCAUCGACUUUUAGCAAUGGAGCUAAAGAUCCACAUACUGGUGUUGCAACAACUGAUCUAUAUGGCCGUUGUACUAAAACACAUUCAGGUACAUCGGCUGCAGCACCUGAAGCUGCUGGUGUUUUUGCAUUAGCAUUAGAAGCCAAUCCAACAUUAACAUGGCGUGAUAUACAACAUUUAUGUGUAUUAACAUCAAAACGAAAUUCUCUGUAUGAUUCAAAAAAACGUUUCUUUUGGAAUAUGAAUGGUGUAGGGUUGGAAUUUAAUCAUUUAUUUGGUUAUGGUGUAUUGGAUGCAGGUGCAAUGGUUGCAUUAUCAAAAAAAUGGAAAACAGUACCACCACGUUAUCAUUGUGAAGCAGGUUCAAUAAAUUCUGACCGAUUAUCAAUACCAACAAAUCGUAGCCUUACAUUAAAAAUUGAAACAAAUGCAUGUCAAAAUCAAGAUACUGAAGUUAAUUAUAUUGAACAUGUACAGGCUGUUAUAACAUUAAAUUCAACACGUCGUGGUGAUGUUUUAUUAUAUCUUAUAUCACCAAUGGGUACUAAAUCAAUGAUAUUAAGUCGUCGACCAAACGAUGAUGAUGGACAUGAUGGUUUUGUUAAAUGGCCAUUUAUGACAACACAUACAUGGGGUGAAAAUCCACGUGGCAUAUGGCGUUUAGAGGUUGCACAUUCUGGACCGGAAUCGCAACAAGGUUUCAUUAAAGAAUGGAUCUUAAUGAUACAUGGUACAAAAGAACAACCAUAUAAAGAUUUACCGGUCGAAGAUAAUAAUUCAAAAUUAGCAAUCGUUAAAAAAGCACAUGAAGAUGCAAAGAAAAUUUGAAACGAAAACAAAAAAAGAAUCAUUUUCUCUCCUUCAUCAAACAAACAAUUAAGACAUUCAAAAAACAAAAAAAAAAACAUUAAGAAAUUCAAAAUACACGAUGAACCGACCCAAACCCAAACAAAAAA
Molecule: messenger RNA, 2036 nt
Organism: Dermatophagoides pteronyssinus (European house dust mite)
Lineage: Eukaryota; Metazoa; Arthropoda; Arachnida; Sarcoptiformes; Pyroglyphidae
Gene: amon
Product: prohormone processing protease amontillado
Biological process (GO): peptide hormone processing
Cellular component (GO): membrane; neuron projection
Molecular function (GO): serine-type endopeptidase activity
Source: RefSeq, a predicted model, not a curated record